AUGGUCCAACCACGCAUGCUCGAAAAGGCCGACGAGGGCUCAGCCAAUGAUGAGAAUGAGGUCCGUCGCGAAGACCAAGAAAAGAUCAACCGCUUCAGUCGGUUGCAUCAGCGCGAGACUACUCUCGAGGAGCAGCUGAAGGGCAAGCAGAAAGAUAAGGAAGAUCUUGAGGAGGUCUCCAUGGAAUUGGAACUUGCUGAUGAGGAUGAGCUUGUCCCCUACAAAAUCGGCGACUCAUUCUUCCAGCUACCGCUAUCAGAUGCGCAGAGCAUGCUCUCGACGUCAACAGAGAAGAUUGAUGCCGACAUCACCAAGCUUGAUGAGUCUCUCGGUGAGCUGCGGGAAGAGAUGCAGCAGCUGAAGGUUGCUCUGUAUGCCCGGUUUGGCCGCAGCAUUAAUUUGGAAACUUAA
Molecule: messenger RNA, 411 nt
Organism: Penicillium soppii
Lineage: Eukaryota; Fungi; Ascomycota; Eurotiomycetes; Eurotiales; Aspergillaceae
Product: tubulin-binding prefolding complex subunit GIM3
Exons: 4
Coding region: 1-411 (136 amino acids)
Biological process (GO): protein folding
Cellular component (GO): cytoplasm; prefoldin complex
Source: RefSeq, a predicted model, not a curated record